AUGUUGCUGAGGCGUUACUCCGUUGAAUCCCCGUCGAAUUGCAUUCCUCCCUCAACCCUAAUUCUGCACCGCCUCUUAAGCUCCAACCAAAACCAAGACGUAGAGAAAGUCUUGGGCAUCCUCAGCAGCAUCUCCACGCCGGAACAGCUGAAACAGUCCCUAAAAUCAAUAGUCAACAUUCUUGAUGAAAUGCGUGACCGGGAUUUGUCGCCGGAUGUGAUCACGUAUACCUGUAUCAUUUGUGGCUUGGGGUUGAUUGGGCAGCCUGAUAAGGCUAGGAAUGUUUUGAAGGAGUAUGGGUGUUACCCUGAUGCUGCGGCGUACAACAUCAGGAACUUUUGUAUUGCCAAGAGGCUUGGUGAUGCUCAUGGUUUGGUGGAGGAGAUGGCGAGCAAGGGUUUGAGUCCAAAUGCAACUACUUACAAUUUGUUCUUUAGGGUCUUUUGCUGGUCCAAUGAUUUACAGAGCUCUUGGAACAUGUACCAGAGGAUGAUGAUUGAAGGGUGUCUUCCGAAUACGCAGUUUUGUAUGUUCUUAAUGAGGUUGUUUAAGAGGCAUGAGAAGGUGGAGAUGGCGAUGCAGUUAUGGGGGGACAUGGUGGAGAAGGGUUUUGGGUCGUAUACAUUGGUUUCUGAUGUGCUGUUUGAUUUGCUUUGUGAUAUGGGUAAGUUGGAGGAAGCAGAGAAGUGUUUCUUGGAGAUGGUUGAGAAGGGGCAGAAGCCAAGUCAUGUGUCGUUCAGGAGAAUCAAGGUUCUCAUGGAACUAGCAAAUAGACACGAGGCCCUUCAGAGCUUGACGCAGAAAAUGGCCAUAUUUCGGCGACCAUUGCAAGUACGGUGA
Molecule: messenger RNA, 840 nt
Organism: Glycine soja
Lineage: Eukaryota; Viridiplantae; Streptophyta; Magnoliopsida; Fabales; Fabaceae
Product: putative pentatricopeptide repeat-containing protein At1g02420
Exons: 1
Coding region: 1-840 (279 amino acids)
Molecular function (GO): protein binding
Source: RefSeq, a predicted model, not a curated record